CAGGCAGUACUGCUGUAUGGACUCUCAGGUCAUCAGGCUCCAGUGUGACCUCACCCACUCCAGGCCUGCCUCCUCAUUGCCAGCUAUGACAUCUUGCAACUUCACACAUACCACCUUUGUGCUUAUCGGUAUCCCAGGACUAGAAGCAGCCCAUUUCUGGAUUGGCUUUCCCUUGCUUUCAAUGUAUGUGGUGGCAGCAUUUGGAAACUGCAUUGUUGUCUUCAUCGUAAGAACUGAGCGCAGCCUCCACGCUCCCAUGUACCUCUUCCUCUGCAUGCUGGCAGCCAUCGAUCUGGCCUUGUCCACAUCCACCAUGCCCAAGAUCCUUGCCCUCUUCUGGUUUGACUCCCGGGAGAUUAGCUUUGAUGCCUGCCUUGCCCAGAUGUUCUUUAUUCAUGCUCUCUCAGCUAUUGAAUCCACCAUCCUGCUGGCCAUGGCUUUUGACCGGUACAUAGCUAUCUGCCACCCAUUGCGCCAUGCUGCAGUGCUCAACAACACAGUAACAGCCCAGAUUGGCAUGGUGGCCGUGGUCCGUGGAUCCCUCAUCUUUUUUCCACUGCCUCUGCUCAUCAAGCGAUUGGCCUUCUGCCACUCCAAUGUGCUCUCACACUCCUACUGUGUGCACCAAGAUGUGAUGAAGUUGGCCUAUGCAGACACUUUGCCCAAUGUAGUCUACGGUCUUACUGCCAUCCUGCUGGUCAUGGGUGUGGAUGUCAUGUUCAUCUCCUUGUCUUAUUUUCUGAUUAUAAGAACGGUUCUACAACUACCUUCCAAGUCAGAGCGGGCCAAGGCCUUUGGGACCUGUGUGUCACACAUCAGUGUGGUACUGGCCUUCUAUGUGCCACUCAUUGGCCUCUCAGUGGUGCACCGUUUUGGAAAAAGCCUCGAUCCCAUUGUUUAUGUUCUCAUGGGUGAUGUCUACCUACUUCUGCCUCCUGUGGUCAAUCCCAUCAUCUAUGGUGCCAAGACCAAACAGAUAAGAGCACGAGUACUGGCCAUGUUCAAGAUCACCUGUGACAAGGACCUUCAGACUCCUUUGAAAAUCCUCUGCUCACUCUCUGCUGUGUACUAAGACAGAUGGCUUUGUAUUUGUGAUAAGAGAUAACCCUGCCCUUGACCUACGUGUUUCAAGAUAAGGACAAACUGAUCCAACAAUAACUCUGCCUGGACUCAAGUUCUGAAGAGGAGACCUCUGAGCAAUCCCCACCAAGACCAUCCUAAGCUUAACCCCAGCCCCCAACCCCACCCC
Choloepus didactylus (southern two-toed sloth) is the source of this 1249-nucleotide messenger RNA. RefSeq names its product olfactory receptor 51E2-like. The transcript is spliced from 4 exons. The record is from RefSeq and is a predicted model, not a curated record. Gene Ontology annotation, molecular function: G protein-coupled receptor activity; olfactory receptor activity. The coding region runs from base 17 to 1072 and encodes 351 amino acids. Gene Ontology annotation, biological process: G protein-coupled receptor signaling pathway. Gene Ontology annotation, cellular component: membrane. NCBI's taxonomy places the organism in Eukaryota, Metazoa, Chordata, Mammalia, Pilosa, Megalonychidae.